AGUUUAUUGAGUGGAAUACAUAAAGUGUAAAUGUCCCGUAUAUAGGCCCCAAAAUAUUACGAAUAUGGAGGAACAAAGAAAGAUGCAGGAAAUUCGUCAAAGUAUAAGUAAGAAAGAUUUUGCUUCUUUUCAGAAAUGGUACAAUUUAUUGUGCCGGCCGAUUGAUAGACAUAGGUAUUCUAAAAUUGUGGAAUAUACGGUAAGGGAAGGCUUUGUUGAUGGAGUUCAAAUGCUAGUUAAAGAAAAUGGCGUCGGUUGUCUAGAUCUAUUUCACAGCAGAUCUGGAAAUGGCUUCCACGUUGCUUGUACGUAUGAACAAAUAGAAAUUGUAAAAUUUUUACUUAGUGUGAAAGACUGUGACAAAGUGGUAACGGCCAUUAAUUCCAAAAAGCAGGACGGGCUUUCAAUUGCAAUCAAAAAAGAAAAUAAAAAACUGUGUGAAAUUUUACUGAGCAAUGGACUAUUCCACAUCGACAAAAAUCCUUGUUCUAGUUCAUCCCGACUCUUUGAAGCAUUAAGCAAUCAGAAAAAAGAGAUGGCACAUUUUCUCAUUACACACGGGGCUGAUGUUACACUUGUUGGUCAUAACGAGUCUCUUGGAACGAUAAGUUGUGUUUGUCUCUCGGCGUUGAGAGUUUCUAGUCUUCUAGGCGAAAUUUUAAAAAGAGGAGGAAACCCAAACGAUGAACACAAACAGACAGGAAAAUUCGUGUUACAGUUGGCGCUUGAAGCAAAAGCAGAUAGAAACACAGUUAAAGCGAUCAUCAGAGCUGGUGCUAAUUUAAACCGGAAGGACAAAUUCGGAAAGCCCCCUGUUUUUGGUUUGACUUCUUUAGAUCAACUGUAUGGUUUCAUAGAUGCAGGCGUUGAAGUUGAGGAUAUCGAACAAAGUUACAAAUUUUCCAUUUUGAAUUUUGUUUUGAAAUCCCGUCAUGAAUCGAAAGAUGUAAAAAAUUUUCUGGAAAGAGGGGCAAAUAUAAAUUUUUACGAGGAUGAAAAUGAUGGAGAUGACUCUGUACUAAUUCGAGCAAUAAGUAGUUAUUAUGCGAUUGAGGAAGAUGUAAGGCUUCUUGUAGAACAUGGUGCUGAUCCUCACCAAACAGACAAAGCAGGGUUAACGACGCUUCAACUAAUAUUUCAGAACAGGAAAAUUUUAUAUGAAAACGUCCUUUAUCUCCUUGAAUUGGGAGUAAACGCAGAUGGUUGUUUGCUGAAUGUUAUUGAAAUUUACCCAAACACUGAGAAAGAAAUUCAUCUUGUCAAACGAUUGCUGGAAUGUGGUGCUGAUCCAAAUGAAGAGUCAAAGAAAAACAAGUCAGUUUUAUCUGCAGCCAUUUCACGUAAUCUGACUGAAAUCACAGAGGAACUCAUCAAACAUGGAGCUGAUAUUAAUUUUAUAGAUAGCAAAGGCGUAAGUCCUUUAGGAUACGCCUUUCAGCUUUAUACAGAUGACAAAAGGUUAAGAUUUCUGCAGAUACUGCUGAAAUGUCCCGUAAAAAUCCUGGACUCUUAUUUAAUUGACCUAGUAAAUAAAAUGGCUAACAGGAGCACUCGUAUUUCAACAACUACUCGUAUUUCAGCAACAACUCCGAAACACUUCUUAUUCAAUGCAACAGAAAUAUUUGUGCUGCUUAUCGCUGGAGCUGACGUGAUCAUACCACCUAGAUGCUUCGAUCUUACCUGUUUUCUACGGUAUGGAUUGUAUGAAAUUGCAUCACAGAUCAUGCAAAGUGGAUUAAACGUAAAUUGUUGUUCAAACCUUACAAUCGAAAACUUUGACAGUGAGAUUCCAAAUUUUCAACUUUAUAGUGUAAGCUACUAUGCAAUCGUGCCCGAGGAGAAAAAAAAGAAUUUGUUUUCUGUACUGAACAAAAUCGAGAGAGAACCGAAGUCUUUGCAACACCUAUGCAGAUCCAAAAUUCGAAGAGAACUAGCAGUUCGUGGUCAUAGUAUUUUGCCAUUGAUUGAAGAUCUGCCAAUUCCAAACAAACUGAAAUCUUUCAUGAAGUUUGAAGAUAUCCACAAACCUUUAGAAGAAGAAAUUGUUGCUGAUUAUGUCUCUAAUAGAUACGGACGCAUGUAUGAUGAUGACGACGACAGGUUCGAUUAUUAUGAUUACGAUGAUUAUGAUGACAAAGUUGACAGCGAUUACGAAGAACAAUUUUUCAAUGUCGAGACGGAUGAAUUUGAGCCAAUAUGGUGGUAAAAUAAAAUGAAAUCAUUAUUUACUUUUACUAACGUGAAUAACAUUUACAAUACGCUAAGAAAAUGUUUUUCAUAUUGUCCUAUAGCACGCUAAGAUCAAAUGGCCCUUUACAAUCACUUGUCAAUCGUCCCCAUUCAAAACUCGACUUUUUUAGGUCACCCUGAGUCACUCAGGUGACCUAUUGCAAUUGGUCUUCGUCCGUCGUCGUGCGUUAACAAUUUUACAUUUUUAACUUCUUCUGGAAAACUACCACGCAAAUCGUUCCCAUUUUUAGUGUGAAGCAUUUCUAUGGUAUGAAGAAUCUAAAUUUGUGAAAUUCAUCGCUCUACCACCCCUGGGGAGCCACGGGCGGGGCCAAAUAGGCAAAAAAA
This is a messenger RNA of Magallana angulata, 2577 nucleotides long. RefSeq names its product putative ankyrin repeat protein RF_0381. Gene Ontology annotation, cellular component: nucleus; cytoplasm. Gene Ontology annotation, molecular function: protein binding. The transcript has 6 exons. The record is from RefSeq and is a predicted model, not a curated record. The coding region runs from base 65 to 2206 and encodes 713 amino acids. NCBI's taxonomy places the organism in Eukaryota, Metazoa, Mollusca, Bivalvia, Ostreida, Ostreidae. Gene Ontology annotation, biological process: intracellular signal transduction.